UGACCAGGUCCAGGUCCAGGAUGCGGUGCCUCGUGGUGCUACUUGCAGCCCUCGCUCUCUCCCAGGCCAGUGGGAUCACCAGGAUCCCUCUGCACAAAGGCAAGACUCUGAGAAAAGCGCUGAAGGAGCGUGGGCUCCUGGAGGACUUUCUGCAGAGACAACAGUAUGCCGUCAGCAGCAAGUACUCCAGCUUGGGGAAGGUGGCCAGGGAACCCCUGACCAGCUACCUGGAUAGUCAGUACUUUGGGAAGAUCUACAUCGGGACCCCACCCCAGGAGUUCACCGUGGUGUUUGACACUGGCUCCUCUGACCUGUGGGUGCCCUCUAUCUACUGCAAGAGCAAUGUCUGCAAAAACCACCACCGCUUUGACCCGAGAAAGUCGUCCACCUUCCGGAACCUGGGCAAGCCCCUGUCCAUCCAUUACGGCACGGGCAGCAUGGAGGGCUUUCUGGGCUACGACACCGUCACCGUCUCCAACAUUGUGGACCCCAACCAGACUGUGGGCCUGAGCACCGAGCAACCUGGCGAGGUCUUCACCUACUCCGAGUUUGACGGGAUCCUGGGGCUGGCCUACCCCUCGCUUGCCUCCGAGUACUCGGUGCCCGUGUUUGACAAUAUGAUGGACAGACACCUGGUGGCCCGAGACCUGUUCUCGGUUUACAUGGACAGGAAUGGCCAGGGGAGCAUGCUUACACUGGGGGCCAUUGACCCGUCCUACUACACCGGCUCCCUGCACUGGGUGCCCGUGACCUUGCAGCAGUACUGGCAGUUCACCGUGGACAGUGUCACCAUCAACGGGGUGGCAGUGGCCUGUGUUGGUGGCUGUCAGGCCAUCCUGGACACGGGUACCUCCGUGCUGUUCGGGCCCAGCAGCGACAUCCUCAAAAUUCAGAUGGCUAUUGGAGCCACAGAGAACCGGUAUGGUGAGUUUGACGUCAACUGUGGGAGCCUGAGGAGCAUGCCCACCGUGGUCUUCGAGAUCAAUGGCAGAGACUACCCACUGUCCCCCUCCGCCUACACAAGCAAGGACCAGGGCUUCUGCACCAGUGGCUUUCAAGGUGACAACAAUUCCGAGCUGUGGAUCCUGGGGGAUGUCUUCAUCCGGGAGUAUUACAGUGUCUUUGACAGGGCCAACAAUCGCGUGGGGCUGGCCAAGGCCAUCUGAUUGCAC
Molecule: messenger RNA, 1172 nt
Organism: Camelus dromedarius (Arabian camel)
Lineage: Eukaryota; Metazoa; Chordata; Mammalia; Artiodactyla; Camelidae
Product: chymosin
Biological process (GO): proteolysis
Molecular function (GO): aspartic-type endopeptidase activity
Source: RefSeq, marked provisional